UUGGCGCCGAGUUUUGCUGUCCGUAGACACAAGUGUUUGUAAACAUAAACACCUGUUGUGGCGGGUAAUGCGAGGUGGCUAGAAGAGAACUUUUGGCAUAAUUCCGCUUCAUUUGCUUUAAGUUGUCAGUGACGUCGGUUUUAGGUUUAGCUUUCUGGAAUGAGAACUCGCGAAAGUGUCGAUAGUAUUUUAUUUUUUCUGACAAUCGUGACAUGAAAGGAUGAAGUAAUCAGAUUAAUCAAGGUGAAGGACAAAGCAUAGGAUCGGAAUGACAGCUUCAGCUAUUAAAUUUUUCUUUAAACUUACAGUAGUUGUAGCAAUUUCACGAUGCAGCAGCGAAUCGACCAAGCCAAAUUUCGUUGUUAUUCUUACAGAUGAUCAAGACAUAACCAUUGGUGGAAUGACUCCCAUGAAGAAAACACAGAAACUUAUAGCCAACGAGGGAAUUACCUUCCCUAAUGCGUUUGUUACGACACCUAUAUGCUGUCCCAGCAGAACAUCUAUUUUGACGGGCCUUUACCAGCAUAAUCAUCGCACUGUGAACAAUUCAUUUGAAGGAAAUUGUUUUGGGAGGAAAUGGCAAAAUGAACUGGAACCAUAUGCUUUACCAGUUCCUCUGAGAUCUCUUGGUUAUAAAACAUUUUAUGCUGGAAAAUACCUCAAUCAGUAUGGAAGGAAAGAGAAGGGAACUGCACAUGUUCCACCUGGAUGGGACUGGUGGAUUGGUCUUGUUGGAAAUUCCCGUUAUUAUAACUACACUCUCUCUGUCAAUGGAAGCAGAAUUCAACAUGGAGAUCAGGAGGGUGAUUACUUGACAGAUGUGAUUACCUCAUACAGCUUGGAAUUCUUAAAGCAGAAAGAUGUUCUGUCCUCUGGUUUUUUUAUGAUGCUGGCUCCACCAGCACCUCAUGCACCAUUCACACCUGCACCAAGCUACAGUGGUUACUUCAAGCAUGUCACAGCCAUGAGAACAAAAAAUUUCAAUGUUCCCAGCAAACACAAGCACUGGCUUCUACGUAUGCCUCCUGAAGAGCUUCCAGCAACUACCUUGAAAACACUUGAUACAUAUUACCAUAAACGAUGGGAAACAUUGUUAUCAGUGGAUGAUAUGGUAGAGUCAGUAGUAAACAAAUUAAAUUCUAUGAAUGUACUGAACAAUACAUAUAUUAUUUACACAUCUGACAAUGGAUUUCAUAUAGGUCAGUUUGCUCUACCUUGGGAUAAAAGGCAGCCAUAUGAAUUUGAUAUCAGCGUCCCUAUGUUAGUUAGGGGCCCAGGUAUUCCAAAGAAAAAGGUUAUUUAUGAUAUUGUUUUAAAUAUAGAUUUGGCACCAACCAUUAUUGAUAUUGCUAAUGCUUCACCUUUGAUAAAUAUGGAUGGAAAAUCAUUUAAACAGUUAUUAAUAUCUGUGAACAAAACUAACAAAAGAGGUUUUCUUGUGGAAUAUGUGGGUGAAGGAAAUGAUGAAACAAUUGAUCCAAAAUGCCAUUUACCAGUGGAUAAUGAUAUCAGUCAAUGUGUUCAAGCAGCAUCCUGCAAGUGUCAGGAUUCACGUAACAACACUUACACCUGUCUACGCUAUAUGUCUUCAGCAGAGAAUAUUAUUUACUGCCAGUUCAGUGACUCAGAGAACUACAAAGAAGCUUACAAUCUGAAUGUUGACCCAUAUCAGUUAACAAAUCUGGCAUACAAUUUAUCCUCAGAUUCAGAAUCCUGGUAUGUGAAAGUACUAAAACAUCUUUCAUCUUGUGUGGGACUGAAAUGUAAUUCCUUAAUGACCAGAUGACACAUUUCUUAAAAACUCCAGUUGAUCAAUGUUUAAGAUAAUUCACUGAGAAAAUAUUAGCAGAACUGUUUGUUGUGGUGGCAACACCCAGUAAAUUACUGUGUAAUUACUGUCGUUUUGUCUGUAUCCCAUCUAAUAUGAUAUGCUGUCUCUACUUUUUCCCCACGGUCACCUAGAUGUUGAGCUGGCUCUCACAAUGAGCCAAAAUGCCUUAUCCACAAACAUAUGUGUUUUGUGGAACCAAUAGCUCACUGUGUAAGCUCAUUUAAAAGUAAUGUGAUGAUUUCUUAAUAUUAUUUGGCAUUAGUGUUAAUAAAUUUUGUAAGUGAUAACACCUAAA
Molecule: messenger RNA, 2126 nt
Organism: Schistocerca cancellata (South American locust)
Lineage: Eukaryota; Metazoa; Arthropoda; Insecta; Orthoptera; Acrididae
Product: N-acetylglucosamine-6-sulfatase-like
Exons: 9
Coding region: 269-1786 (505 amino acids)
Biological process (GO): glycosaminoglycan metabolic process
Molecular function (GO): glycosaminoglycan binding; N-acetylglucosamine-6-sulfatase activity
Source: RefSeq, a predicted model, not a curated record